Molecule: messenger RNA, 1701 nt
Organism: Trypanosoma brucei brucei TREU927
Lineage: Eukaryota; Euglenozoa; Kinetoplastea; Trypanosomatida; Trypanosomatidae
Exons: 1
Coding region: 1-1701 (566 amino acids)
Source: RefSeq, a predicted model, not a curated record
AUGGACACUACAGGGAAUUCUCCAGGCUUAAAACCUGGGGAAUGUGAGUCCAUUUUGGAUAUUACGCGCACCGCAAUCGCCAACGGUCAUGUGGACCUUGUGCAGCGCCAGUUCAACAAACUUGUGGACCGUGUGAUAGACCUUUCAACGAGAAUUAUUGAGGCAACCAGUAGUGCAAUGGAAGACAGAGAAGUGACGUUUGUACGGCAUGUUGACCCGCUGAUUUGUCCGUCCGGUAUGUUAGCGAGGGCCUCAAGCACUACUCAUCCGCGCGAAGGUAGUAGCAGCCGAGGAAGUAGCGUAAGAAGUUCCGUGGGGCAUUUGGGCAAACCACGAGGGAGCCUCGUGUCCAAUGGUGCCUUUGGGCGGCGGGAGUGGAGUUUGCCCCUUUCGGACAAUGGUAGCGGUAAUGGCAAUAAAAACUCUGUACUGAAACGGAGACUGAGUACUGUCUCUAAAGACGGCUCUGUUGGGAGUAGCCAACGACGAAUGUCCAUAGGUGCUGACCUUAGGCGGAGAUCUAGCGUUUCGCAUUUGGCGAGGAGGGAAACGUACAGCACUGACGAGUUUGGCAUCAGCCAUAACACUUGCCCAGGGAGGCUACAAAGUAGUGCAACCGGUAUCGGCGUGUGCAGCGAGGAGAGGCAUGAUGGUCCACCUCCUGUUACUGAAGAGGAGUUAACGGAUGAGGAAGUUAAGGCAACGCUAGCGGUAUUGGAAGAAGGGCAUCCUUCCCUUCAAACGUACUACGAGCUGUUGCAUGUGCACUCAUGUAAAGAUGCACUUCAUUGUGUAACGGAGGCUCAUACGAAGGGAGCACUUAUCAUAAGUUCACAGGCAAAACCAGAAAACGUACGUGACGUGCAAGAAGAACCGCAGGAGCAUUCGUUGUCUAACUUCUCCGUGUGUUUCGUUAGCGCGUUGUUCAGCCAUUAUUCGGAUCGCUGUGGUAAAUCACAGGGCGCCUCGUUUGAUAACCAUCGGGAAACAACUGUAAAGCUGGAGAGUGCGGAAGAGAACUCACUGGGCGGCUCAAAAGGGGGUUCAACGGAAGAAGCGGGAAAUAUUUUUAUAUGCACAAAUGCGUUCUUUCAAAAGCAACCAAGCCCGGGAAAGCAAACAGCACGACCUUUAACUCAUUUGGUGCGGGAAGUGACAACCACACCGAAGGAGUCGCUUAAUUCGUCUGAGAGUUCGGUUGAUGGAAAAGGAAACCCCAGUGAGAAAAAUGGUGGCCCCACCAACUUCGUACCUGUAGAGUGGCAUCCUGCUCGCUCCGCUGAGCUUGCGUUGCGCAAUGAUUCUAUCGUUAUGCCAAGGACAAAUGAGCGUCGCGACGUAAUCAAGGUUAGUAAUGAAUGCGGUAGUGAAUGGUGUACUAAUGGAGACUCGACACCUGGUGGUAACGCCUUUGUUGUGAAUUGUACCGCUUCCACAUAUGCACUCUUCACUGGACUUCCACUUCUAUCUUCUUCGGGGAUUUCCGGUAGUGGUGCCGAUGCGAACUGCUGUAUUGCUGCUACCGAAACUGCAGUACCUAUGGCGGCAGUUGAAUCUUCCCUCGAGGGGGGUGACAGCAGCGCCAGCACUACUCAUACCGGAAAAAGUGGUGUUUUGGGUUGUGAAACUGCGCGCGAACUUAGUGGGAGUCGCCUGACUAUAGAACUGCGCAUCACGAAGUCGCCAUCAUUACAAAGGUAA